AUGACCCAGUACCAACCACAGUCCAACCGCUCCAACUUCUUCACUGUGAAAACAGAGGCCUCCUCAACACCACCUCUCGCCACCAGCAUGGCCAAUAGCAGCGCCGCCGCCCCAGGGAAGGUGAUGGGCACACCUGGCCCUGCCGGCAGAAUCAGCCCAGAAGGAAGUCAGGUGAGUCCUCCUAUCCAUCUCCUCAUCACCAACCUGGGUCAUGUUGGAAAAAGUUUUGUGACAGAAAAUGAAUGUUUCUUAUUAGACAGGAAGGCCCUCCCUGUUUCAUUUCAGAUUCUACCAUUUGGUGGCUUAUAAACACGACCCUGGUAUACUCCAGCUGGGUAAUGUUUUUCAAUAGAAUUGUUCACAACAGAAAUCAAAGAAUUCACUAAAACUGUAAGGUCCAGUUCCUACUUGGCUUUGCAUACAUUGACACCAAUCCUUCAGUUUCAUGUGCUGGUUGGUUCUGUCAAAACAUGUUUUCUAUGUUCAUCUCCCUAGCCAGAUGCCAAGUUUCAGGGUGUACAAUGAGUAUGUAGCCACUCUGCUUGACUGCACUGACCUGCUUCUAGUGCACCAUUGACUAUGACUAACAACCUGUUUCCCCUCCACUCAGGUGUUGAGUAAAAAGAAGCUGCAGGACCUAGUAAGAGAGAUUGAUCCCAAUGAGCAGCUCGAUGAGGAUGUGGAGGAGGUAUGUUUCCUAGCUCAGAAGUGUCUUUCACUGAAAGCUUGCAAAAAAAACACAAUGCAAGAUUAGUGCAUGCAAUGUUUUGGAGCCUCACCACUUGUGACCUGAGGUUCCCCAUCUGUCUUCCUCUCAGAUGCUGCUGCAGAUUGCAGAUGACUUCAUUGACAGUGUGGUGACGGCUGCCUGUCAGCUGGCCCGCCAUCGCAAGUCCAACACCUUAGAAGUGAAGGACGUCCAGCUACACCUGGGUGAGUAAAAGUAUAGGCUGAUACGGGCUGAUGGUUGGCGCAGCAGCCGCUGCAGUCAGGGCUCUACACUGACCUUUUUUUACAAGGAGCACUAAGUAGAAAAAUUUUGGCGCACACAAAGAAAUUUAGGAGCACAAUAUUAGAGGUAAUAAAGGUAGAAUCCUUAAUAUUUCUAGGUCACUGGUGCUUCUAAAUAGAAAUUCCAGGUCGCACUGCAAAAUAUUUUGGUGCAUAUGCAAGUAAAAUGGUCGCACUGUAGAGCCCUGUGUUUGUCUCCAUUACUGGAAUGAUUAAUUUACUAUGGCAAAAAUGAACAGCGUCUGAGAGCCAUGGGUGUAGCAGCUUAGAGUUUUAAAGAUAUGUAUAUAAAAAGGUGGAUGAAUUUAAUGGAACAUUUCCUGUUGAGUGUAUUUUCUCUUUGAUUUUUAUUCUCACUCCCUGUGUUGUGUGCCACUCCUCAACAGAGCGCCAAUGGAACAUGUGGAUUCCUGGCUAUGGUUCAGAUGAGAUUCGGCCGUAUAAGAAGGCUUGUACCACAGAGGCCCACAAACAGGUUUGUUUGUCACUCUUUCAUCUUGAUCACACCCAGGGUUCACAUUUAUACUAAUGAAUUGUGGUAAACUUUCAAUAAUUGAAAUGUACAGUGUCAUGAAAAAGUAUUUUCCCGCUUUCUGAAUUUCUUUAUUUUUGCAUAUUUUUGAUACUGAAUGUUAUCAGAUCUUCAACCAAACCUAAUAUUAGAUAAAGGGAACCUGAGUUUACAAAUAACAAAAAAAUAUAUACUUAUUUUAUUUAUUUAAUGAAAAAAGUUAUGCAACACCCAAUGCCCCUGUGUGAAAAAGUAAUUGCCCCCUUACACUCAAUAACUGGUUGUGCCACCUUUAGCUGCAAUGACUGCAACCAAAUCUCAUCUAAAAGGUUUACUCAAGUUUGCCAAAAAGCACCUGGAAGAUCAUCAAGACUAUUGGAAGGAUGAUCUAUGGACAGAUGAGUCAAAACUUUUGGAUGACAUGGGUCCCAUUAUGCCUGCAUUCCACAGUAAGAACUUGUCAAGCAUGGUGGUGGGUGGUAGUGUGAUAGUUUCAGGAUGCUUUGCUGCCUCGGGACCUGGACGACUUGCCUUAAUAGAAGGAACCAUGAAUUCUGCUCUGUAUCAGAUAAUUAUAUGUCAGGCCAUCCGUCUUUGAGCUGAAGCGCAGCUGAGUCAUGCAGCAAGACAAUGAUCCAAAACACACAAUCAAGUCUACAUGAAAAUAACUAAAAAGCAACACAUUUGAAGUUUUGGAAUGGCCUAGUCAAAGUCUCAACCUAAUCCCAAUUGAGAUGUUUUGGCAGGACUUGAAAUUAGCAGUUCAUGCUUGAAAACCCACAAAUGUUGCUGAGUUAAAGCAGUUCUGCAUGGAAGAGUGGGCCAAAAUUCCUCCACAGCGAUGUGAGACUGAUCAACAACUACAGGAAGCAUUUGGUUGCAGCUAGAGGUGGCACAACCAGUUAUUGAGUGUAAGGGGGCAAUUACUUUUUCACACAGGGGCAUUGGGUGUUGCAUAACUUGGUUUAUGAAAUGUGUGUAAUUGUUGUGCUGUUUGUUCACUCAGGUUCCCUUUGUCUAAUACUAUGUUUUUGUUGAAGAUAUGAUAACAUUCAGUAUAAAAAAGCAAAAAAUAAAAAAAAAAAAAUUUUGAAAAAAAGGGGGCAAAAACUUUUUCACCAACCCGUACAUGAAUUAAUAAUUAUUGUUUUUUUGGGGUAUUGUGUUUGUUUUGGAAGUAUUUUUAAAAAAUUUCAAUAAAGCAAAUGCGAAAUUGAAUGUUUGGGUUUUCUUACCACCCUUUUUGAAUGCACUGAAGUUUUUGGGGCCCCUUUUUAAUAAAAUGUCUACUAAAUCCCGGGGUAAAACAAAUCCAAAAAUCAAAUCAAAAAUUUUGGGCCCCAUGCCCGAAUACAACCCGGUGAGAAACCCUUUCCCUGAAAUGCUUACUUACAAACCCUUUAAACCCGCAAUUUCAGGGGUUUAAGAAAGAGUUGACCCUGGUCCAAGCACCCCGUUUUUAACUUGUCCAAAAAUAAUCCUCCCAAACCCUCCGAAUUGAAUGAGUUUGUUUUGGUUUGAAGGCCAAAAAAAAAAAAUUUUUUUUAAAUUUUUAAUCACCCCCAACCCCCUGGUUAAAAAAAAUUUUUAAAUUUAAACCCCCAGGGGGGUUUUGUUUUGCUGCUAAAUGGGCCCCCCCUUUAAAAAGGGGGUAAAACCCCAAAAAGGGGAAAAAAACCCAUUUAAAAGGGGGGGCAAGGCAAAUUUUAAAAAUUUUGGUGGGGGUUUUUUUUAAAUAAAAAAAAAAUUUUUUUGGGGGGGGGUUUUGUAUUUUUUGUUUUUUGGGGGGCCCCCCGGGAAAAAAAUUUUUAAAAAAAAAACCCUUACGUUUAAUGUCCCCCCCUUUUUUAUCCCCCGGCCCCCCCUUAGCCCCCAAACCCAAUUUCCCCCCCACACAUUUCCCCUCCCCAAAAUAUUUAAAAACCCCCCCCCCCUUUUUUUUUCCCCUUUCCUCUCAACUACCCCCCCUUAACUGUUUUUUUUUCCCCCCCCCAAAUAAAACCCCCCUUUUUGAAAACCCACUUUUUUAAAACCCUUCCGGGGGCCAAAUUCCCCCCUUAGCGCAAAAAAUUCAAAAGAAAUUUUUUGGGGUUUUUUUUUUUUUUUUUUUUUUUUUUUUUUUUUUUUUUUUUUUUAAUCCCAAACCAAAAUUUUUAAAAAUUUUUUUCCACAGGGGAGGGGGGCUCUUUUUUUAUAAAUGGGAAUUUUUCUUUUCCCCAUUCCCCCCAAAACUUUUUUGAAUUUUCAAAAAAUUUAAAAAAAAACAAAAAAAAAGGGGGGGAAAAAAAUUUUUUUCCCAACGGGGAAAAAAUUUUUUGGUGGGGUUUUUUGGGGUUUUUAAAAAAAAAAAUUUUUUAGGUUGAAUUGGCCCACUGGAAGAACGAAAGGGGCCUCUUAAUAAAAGUCACUAAAUCAUGUAUAAACCCAAAAAAUAAAAUCAAACUUUGUCACAUGCCCAAAUACCAGGUAGCCUUCCCGUGAAAUGCUUAUUUUACAAGCCCUUACCAGAAAAUUCGUUCAAAAAAAGAUUGACCCGGGUAAAGCAACAUUUUUUCAACUUGUCAACUAAUCAUCAAGCCCUCAAUGACUUGAAUGAGUUGUGUUUGUCGAAGGCAACAACAAAACUGUGUACUGUUGGGGGUACUUGAGGACCAGGGUUGGGAAACACUGUACUAAAUGACAUAAAUGCAAUAGUGAUUGAGCAUGUUUUUCAUUUGUCUCAUCCAGAGAAUGGCAUUGAUCCGCAAAACAACCAAAAAGUAGCAAGACCUGGAACCAGCCUCGCACAAACCCUCUGAAGAUAAUGAAAGUGUGGGUUUUGCAUCAGGCUAUCAAAGGGGGAAAACUGUGUAUAUUUAUAAUAAUGGGGGACAUUCUUUCACCCACGUCUUCAUCUCCCCCAGGUUUUGUGUGUGAUUUGUCAGUGCCAUCAUCACACAAGUAUUUUGAUCUUUAGUUAUUUUUAAUACUUUUCACCACAGACUGGCCAAAAUCAAACACUCUUCAUUCUGUGGAAAUGUACACUCAGGUAUAGAGUGUUGUUUUGGGACAGUGUUUUGUUUUUGGAAUUAUCUGUUCAACUUUACUUUUUUGUUCAAGGGGUAACCACCAAACACACACUUUCAAUAUGGUGGUGGCUACCAUACUCUUUCCCACUUUUUUCCCUUUCUUUUGUCUGGCAUGCAUUUGCUGUUGUGUGUUUAGGUUUUGUGUUUAGUUUUUGUCACAUAAACAAACCCCCUUCAUCUAACAUCAGAAAUGUACACCAUUUGCAUUUAGUUCGUUUCCAGAAUACUGUCAUGGCACUAUGUUUUUGUUUGCUGUAGGGAUCUGAUGUCAUCUCCAUAGUUCAUUAGAAAAUUACCCAGGACAUUGUUUUUCAUAAGAUGUCACCAAUUAACAACAAAUGACUGAUUUAUUAUUCCAAAACAAUAAGGAUGUGAAAUAUGGCUUGUAUCGCCAGACUGCAGUGAGAUGGCGUUGGGUAAUGGUCCUUAUUUGGGGAUGUGUGGGGAAGCAGUAACAUUUAUUUUACUUUAUAUGGCAGUGUUUUAGUUUAUUUUUAUUCCAUAAAUAAAACAAGAUUCAUAUUUCA
Coregonus sp. 'balchen' is the source of this 5117-nucleotide messenger RNA. NCBI's taxonomy places the organism in Eukaryota, Metazoa, Chordata, Actinopteri, Salmoniformes, Salmonidae. The record is from the annotation of a GenBank genome assembly.